Harmonia axyridis is the source of this 866-nucleotide messenger RNA. RefSeq lists its product as uncharacterized. The coding region runs from base 67 to 780 and encodes 237 amino acids. The record is from RefSeq and is a predicted model, not a curated record. The transcript has 4 exons. Gene Ontology annotation, molecular function: N-acetyltransferase activity. Lineage: Eukaryota; Metazoa; Arthropoda; Insecta; Coleoptera; Coccinellidae.
AUUCAGUUAACUUUAGAUUAUAUUGGUUGAAAUAAUACUUGAGAACCAGAACUAAAAAAUAUAAAUAUGGAAAAAAAGGACUCUAAUUUAACAUUCCACAGAGAAGUAAAAGGAGCAGUUAAGAAAUUUUGGGUGCAAAUUUUACCUGAAGAUCAAAAAAAGAAAGCCGUUGAAAUAUUCCGAAAAUAUUUCGUACGAGAUGAACCAAUGUGUAAAUCCAUAAAUCUUAUUGAUGAUAAGGAGUCCUUGGAUUAUUAUAUGAAGUUUUUGUGGUGCGCAAUCAAUCAGAAUUCCUCUUUGGCUUGCUUUAUCGAACUGGAUGAUGGACAAGAAGAAAUGGUAGCAGUUAAUGUUUGUUACCGAAAUACCGCCUAUAAAGAAAUCAUGGAAAUGCCUGGGUUUAGGGAUAUUCCUGAAGGAAUGAAUAAUAUUUUCGAAAUCCUGAAGUACAUCAUCACGCAGAAAGAGAUUCCAAAGGAACUGGAGGUGGCAGAGUAUUUGACAUCUAUAGGUUUGAUUGUUAUUCCAGAAUACAGAGGGUUGAAUAUAGGACUUCAGGUUCUGUCUGCAAGGAAAAUGCUUUGUGAGAAAAUGGGACUGAAGGUUUCUGUGACAACUUUUACGGCGCCAGAGUCUCAACGUUUGGCUGAAAAGGCAGGUUACAAGGAUCUUGUUUCUUUAACUUACGACGAUUUGCAGAAGAUGAAGCCGUCUUCCAUAUUUCCGGACAUCAAUAAAUACGCGAAACGUGUCAGACAUAUGUAUAUUUUAUACGAAUAAUUUUUCUCCAUUUUGAGGACCUAAAAAUAAUCUUGUGUUAGAGAAAUGGAUUUGAUUAUUGUCUUUAAACCUACCCGACAAAAUUU